UAAAAACGACUGACUUGAUGGCUGCUGAGCUAAUUUUCGCAGCUCGUACACUCACCAACCGCGACAGAGAUCGAUCAGAAGCCAGCACGGAAAAAACAUAACGAUCGAAACCCAAAGACGAAGAGCACGGCGCACUAUUCGCACGCACGCCUGCUGGCUGAAGCUCCCUGGAAUGUGGAUCCACGUGUCGGCGGAGCCUGCCGGCGGCCGGCCCGACCUCGUUGAUCGGAUCAAAGUGCGUCCUCGUUGAGCAGAUCGCGACACCAGAUUCAAGCUGGGCUCGAGCUCGACCGCACCAAACCACCAGCAUUGUUUACACUCGCGUGCAGGCCGGGCACGAAGCCGAGCCGGCGCGCCGCGGGAAGAACCCCACAUGUUGCAGGCCGCAGGCGCCAGGCGUGCACGGGGGCGUUCCGGUCUCGCGUGGAUCCAACGACCCGUGCUGCCUCGGACGCCGGGGGCACGGUGCCCUCUAUAGCACUUUCACUCACGACCCACGUCUGGACGCUCGCCACCACUCCGCGCGCGCUCCCCAUUAAUACUCCCACCGGAAAAGGAGACGAGGGACGAGAGGCCAACCCCCGUCCCGAGUACCCGACCCGACCACCACCCGCCGCUCGGACCCCAGCUGGAUUCAUAGGCAGGUAGCUAGCUAGCUCCCCUCCAUGGGGCCGAGCCCGAGCAAUGGCCGCCGGCGGCUCCUGGUCCUCGUCGCGGCCGCGGUCGCCGGCGCGGCCGCGGACACCGUGACGGCGCAGCAGGGCCCGCCGACGGGGCCGGGGCCCAGCUACUUUGACCCCAAGAACUUCAACCCGUCCAUGGCGGUCGUCAUGGUGGUGCUCGUCACGGCCUUCUUCCUGCUCGGCUUCUUCUCCAUCUACCUGCGCCGCUGCGCGGGGCCCCCGCUGGGCGGGCCCGACGAGUACCCGGCGGGCGGGCGGCGGCCGGGGGUCGCGUACGCAUCGCGCUCCAGGAGAGCGCGCGGGCUGGACCGCGCCGUGCUGGAGUCGUUCCCGACCAUGGCCUACGCCGACGUCAGGGCGCACAGGGCCGGCAAGGGCGAGCUCGAGUGCGCCGUGUGCCUCAGCGAGUUCGACGACGACGAGACGCUCCGGCUCCUGCCCAGGUGCGCCCACGCGUUCCACGCCGACUGCAUCGACGCCUGGCUCGCGUCGCACGUCACCUGCCCCGUCUGCCGCGCCGUCCUCGCCCCCGACUACGAGGCCCCGGCGCCCCCGCUGGCGCCGGCAGGCGUCGUGCCCGCCGCGGAGCAAGACGCCCCUGCAGUGCCGGUGCCGCAGCAGCCGGCGGCAGAACCAGCUACGGCGCCGGAGCAGGCGGUGGUCGUCGUCGUCGAUGCCGAGGAGACGGAGGAGGAGAGAAUCAGGAGGGAGGAAGCCGCCGAGCUGAUGCGGAUCGGCAGCGUCAAGCGCGCGCUGCGGAGCAAGUCGGGCCGGCGGCCCGCGCAGUUCCCGCGCUCGCACACCACGGGCCACUCGCUCGCUGCGCCCGCGGACGCCGCCGCCGCCGCCGCCGAGACCUCGGAGCGGUACACGCUGCGGCUGCCGGAGCACGUGCUCAGGGAGGUCGUCGCGGCGGGCAACCUCCGGCGGUCGGCGAGCGUCCAGACAGGCGGUGACGGGAGCGUGCGGCGCGUCUUCCUCGGCGCCCGCACCGGGAGGAGCGUCCGGCUCGGCAGCUCCGGCCGGUGGCCCAACAUGUCGAUGCUGGCGCGCACCUUCUCCGCGAGGCUGCCGGCGUGGGGCUCCAUGCGGCGCGGCGAGGCCGACGCGCCGGCCAAGGGCGCGAAGGUCGCCGGCGACGGCAAGACCGUGGAGCAGUGCGACGGCGGGGCGUGCCCACUUGGCGCCCAUGUUUGACGUGGCUUUUCUAGCGUCAGGUCCAAGUGCUCAGAGUACAGUAUCCCGGUAAAAAGGUUAGGAACGUGUCCUUGUCGUCGCCGUCACUGCUUCUUUUGGCGGCAAAGCACAGUGGGUGAUUGGGUGUGUAUAUAACUUUAACUGUCGGUACAAAAAAAAAACAGAUUCUGCGUUCGUUUUGGCGGCAAAGCACAGUGGGUGAUUCAGGGAGGUAACAAAUUCUUGUGAUGAUGAGUAUUCCUAAUAUGUUUUAAAUGCCUGAACAUUUCUUUUC
Molecule: messenger RNA, 2154 nt
Organism: Panicum hallii
Lineage: Eukaryota; Viridiplantae; Streptophyta; Magnoliopsida; Poales; Poaceae
Product: E3 ubiquitin-protein ligase ATL6-like
Exons: 1
Coding region: 666-1880 (404 amino acids)
Source: RefSeq, a predicted model, not a curated record